Molecule: messenger RNA, 1327 nt
Organism: Cydia strobilella
Lineage: Eukaryota; Metazoa; Arthropoda; Insecta; Lepidoptera; Tortricidae
Product: methylglutaconyl-CoA hydratase, mitochondrial
Exons: 3
Coding region: 233-1105 (290 amino acids)
Biological process (GO): fatty acid beta-oxidation
Cellular component (GO): mitochondrion
Molecular function (GO): catalytic activity
Source: RefSeq, a predicted model, not a curated record
AAAUUACGAGAUUAAUUUUUUAGUUUAGUUAAUUAAAACAUUGACGAAAAGAUAACGCGUUAUCUAAAAUAGGUCUUUUGACGUUUAUCUGAUAUUCAAAUCACUCUGAUUUGCUCUUGCUCUAAGAAAUCUUGUGAAAAUCUUUCUUUUUUGUUAUCAGUCAUCAUAUCAAGAUUAUAUCAUAUCUGUAAUUCUCUAAAAUUGCUCAACUAGUGUAAAUUCGUAAACUAAGAUGCUGAUAACAAGACUGAACAAUUUGCGGCGGUUAUGCAAAGUGCCGUGGCGCGGGCUGGCGACGGCUCCAGAAGGGCCGGUAGUGUUCGAGAAGCUAUCUGGCGAGGAUAAGGGUAUCGCGGUGUAUGGGCUGAACGCCGGCGCCACGCGCAACGCGCUCAGCCACGACAUGGUCGACGCUAUGCGCGAGGUCAAUCAGCUGUUGCGGGAGGAUACUAAGAUUUCUGUUGUCAUACUGUACAGCUUGGUGCCUGGGAUAUUCUGCGCUGGUGCAAACUUGAAAGAAAGGUUUAAAAUGCCUGAUGAAGAGGUUGCCAGAUUUGUUCGAAGAUUAAGAGAGACAUUAAUUGAAAUUGAGGACCUUCCGAUGCCAACGAUUGCGGCCAUUGAAGGAGUGGCUGUCGGAGGAGGCUUGGAGUUAGCACUAGCUUGUGACAUCCGUGUGGCUGCAGAGACGGCAAAGUUGGGCCUGGUGGAGACAGGUCGGGGACUGAUUCCUGGGGCUGGGGGUACGCAGAGACUACCCAGGGUCAUCCAUCCUAAUAUAGCUAAGGAGCUUAUCUAUACUUCCAGAAUUAUCAGUGGUGCUGAAGCCAAAGCUAUGGGCAUCGCAAACCAUGUUGUGCCACAGAACAGCAAUAAGAAUGCAGCUUACGAGAAGUCCUUAGAGCUGGCCCGGGAGAUAAUCCCCAACGCUCCAAUAGCCCUCCGCUGCGCCAAGCAAGCCAUCAACGAGGGUGUGCAGGGCAGCAUCAAAGACGGCUAUGAGGUGGAACAGAAGUUCUACGAGCAGAACAUUCCUAUGAAGGAUCGGAUUGAGGGCAUGGUGUCGUUCAUUGAGAAGAGGAAACCUGUAUACAAGGGACACUAAAAUCUUCACAUCGGAUCUGCACGUCGGAGCGCUGUCCUGCUCGCAAACCGAUCCAGAUCAGUGUUAUAGUUAUGACAUACUAUAGUUAUGACUCAUAACUAUAGUUGGUCAAGCAAAUCUUGUCAGUAGACAGUAGUUUUCUACUGACAAGAUUUGCUUGACAGACUAUAUUGCUACUUUGGUGCCAUAUAAGUGCUACAUACGUCUAAUUAAUUAAUUACA